UGUCCUCCAGCAAUGGCCAAAGCAUUAGGUUACACUCUGUGUUUAUUUCCCCUUGGAUUUAGCUUCAUAAGUGCAGCUACGUAUUUGGUUUUUAGAGAACUCAGGCGUUUGUUCCUCGCCUAUCGCGUCCCCCAACGUAGGCUAUUUGCCCUCCAGUACUGUUUGGGUCUCAUCGCAUCAUUGUAUUACGCCACUACUUUGUCGGAGGUAUCACAUGGAUGAAUAGGGGCACGGAAUGGCGGGUAGAGAUAAAGGAAAACCCCCAUCAUCUGACACUCCUUUCCUGAGCUUGCGGAUUGUCUCUUCUCCCAGUUUCAGGCUGACCCAUGACAUCGGUUUGGAUGAGUUUGAAGAUGAAGACCUGUCUGAGCUCACGGAGAUCACUGAUGACUGUGGGAUGAGCCUCAACUGCAACGGAAUGGACAUCAAGGGUCAGGUGACGCGGCGGGCCAAUCGCGGGCUGGGGAAGGCGGAGGGGCGGGCCCCCGGCAGGCUGCAGGCGGAGGCGCCUCACUCGGACCCGACCGACGCGGCGGGAGAGAGUCGCGACCGUCCAGCCGCGCCGCCCGCCAGGGAGCCCCCCGCCGAGGAGCCCGCUCCGGUUGCCAUGGAUACCUACCGGCCCAAGAGACCCACCACCCUCAACCUCUUCCCGCAGGUGCCUCGAACUCAGGACACGUUGAACAACAACUCCUUUGGUAAGAAGUACAGCUGGCAGGAGAAGGUCUCGUGUUCUUCCUCGCCUCUUAAAACAGGGGAGCUCACGCCAGCCCACGUGUGUCUGAGCGACGAGGACAAGGUCCAGCAUGGCGUGGGGGCCCAGACCAAAGACAGGGGCACCUCCAUGGACCCCUCGUGCCAGAAGGGCUCAAAGACGCGGGACGGGCCCGCCCAGGCCCGAGCCCCGCCCCCGCAGACUCAGGGCCCGCCCCCGUACACCCAAGCCCCGCCCCCGGGGGAGGGGCACCGCGAGCGCAUCCGCUACCACCCCGCCGACGUGCGGCUGGAGCCCACCGAGGAGAUCUACCUGACGCCCGUGCGGCGGGACCCCCCCCCGGCCUCGCGGAGCGGGGACGGCGGCCGCGCGUCCGUCGGCUCGGACCCCGAGGGGCCCCCCCCUCCUUACCGGCCCCUCCCCGACCGGACACGCCGCUCCGUCGGCGAGGAGGGCGAGGCGUACGCCCCCGCCCCCGUCCCCGCCCCGGACCCGGACGCGACCGGCGGGGGGGCGCGCGACGGGGUCCCCCCGGGGGCCCCGCGGACUUCGGCGGGCUCGGAGGCCAGCGGCCUCUCCUACGACUCGGUCAAGUACACCCUGGUGGUGGACGAGCACGCCCAGCUGGAGCUGGUCAGCCUGCGGCAGUGCUACCGGGGCUACAGCGACGACAGCGACUCGGCCACCGUCUACGACAACUGCGUCUCCUCCCCCUACGAGUCGGCUGUGGACGAGGAGGAGGAGGAGGAGGAGCGGGAGGAGGGGGAAGGGGGGAGCCGGAGGAAGGCGAGGCGGGUUCCCGCCCGCCCGUCGGAGGACUCCAGCCCCGAGGCCGACCUGCCGUUUUCACGAAGGUUCCUCAACAUCUUCAUGAACGCUCGCUCGCGUUCUUCCAGUGCGGAGUCCUUCGGCCUGUUCUCCUGCGUCAUAAACGGAGAGGAGGUGGAACAGAGCCACCGAGCUGUGUUCAGGUUCGUCCCGCGGCACGCCGACGAGCUGGCGCUGGAGACGGACGACCCGCUGCUGGUGGAGGCGCAGGCCGAGGACUUCUGGUGCGAGGGCUACAACAUGCGAACCGGCGGCCACGGCGUCUUCCCCGCCUACUACGCCCUGGAGGUCGUCAAGGAGCCCGACCUCUUCAAAGAAAAGAGCACCAAGUGGGUAGAAAAGUUUCGGGUGAAAUUCCUGGGCUCUGUUCAAGUGCCGUAUCACAAAGGGAAUGACGUUCUCUGCGCAGCUAUGCAAAAGAUCGCCACCAACAGAAGGAUGACCGUGCAGUUCAACCCCCCGGCCUCCUGCGUACUCGAAAUCAGCAUCAAAGGCGUGAAAAUAGCAGUCCAGGACGAGUACAGCUCUUUUGACAGAGGAAAUAAAUGCAGUCAUUUCUUCCAGCUUAAGAAUAUCUCCUUCUGUGGUUAUCAUCCAAAGAACAACAAGUACUUUGGGUUCAUCACGAAGCACCCUGCUGACCAGAGGUUUGCUUGCCAUGUCUUUGUUGCUGAGGACUCCACCAAACCUCUGGCAGAGUCUGUAGGGAGAGCCUUCAAACUUUUCUACAAGGAAUUUGUGGACUACACGUGCCCCACAGAAGACAUCUACCUUGAGUAGCCCGUCUCGCCCUGCUCAGUGUCCUUGUACAGUGUUGUGUUUUACUCCAUGUUGCAUGAUGGUGGGGGAAAAAAGAAGAAAACCAAUCCGUUGGAGAAAGAGAGAAAAAGGUCUGCUUCGGGCUGCAAAAUUUUCUUGGAAAAAAAGAAAAUAAAAUAUAUAAUCAGGCAAAAAAAAAAAAACAUGUACAGGGGUUUUGAUAGUGUAUUCAUUUAUCAAGGUGUGCUUCCAAUUAUCCAAUCUCUCACCUAAAAGCACAAUUUUAAGUGCAAUUUUUAGUGUUGUGUACACUUCACAGAGUCAACAUGGAAGACGCUUAAGACAUAUAUAUUUUUGUGAUGUCGUAUUUAAGAGAAAUACACUAUCAAUUCCAUGGUGCUCUGUUGUAAAAAAAUUAAAUAAAUAAAAGUAAUUAUAUAGCUAAAUAUGGAGGCCACACAUUUUUAAUACAAUGUAGGUCAAAUAUUUAUGGCAAAACGGCGAUGUGAGAUUAUCAGGUUACAACAGAGAGGGAAACUGUGUUUGCACAGGGACAUAGACCAAAAUGUGUGUUUGAUUUGUUUCCCCACCCCAACAUUCAAAUUAUUAUUAUUAUUAUUAUUAUUAUUAUUAUUAUUAUUAUUAUUAUUAUUAUUAUUAUUUUAAUUUUAUUUAAAGAAACUGCAAACAGUUUUUGUCAAGAACAGUUGAGGAAGGUCCAAAAAACAUUAUCCUUUGCAAAAACGUUAUCUGGGGGAAAUGAUGUUUGUAUGAAAAAGUUUGGGGAUAAAAUCGAUCCUUUAAAGAGCACACACUGUCAACGUCUUGACAGAUUUGAAAAUUAAUCUAUAAGCGACUCACACGUGUUUUACACUGUUGUGUCGGUAACAGUGCCAGUCCCGGCGAACACAUUCCAGGACCAGUGGGUGUAUACGCGACAUCAUUAAAGCAGGCCAUGUCAGUUAACAUCCGCCAUCCUCGAACCAUAAUGAAAAUCAUAGAUACAUACAGCUAGAUUCAUAUUCAUUCUAUUUGCAGAUCCGUACGCCUGAACUAACUCUGUAUUAUUGACAGUGGGGGAGUGCGGGAAUGGGGAUAGUUAUAUAUUGUAAACCAUGUGAAGCUUUUGCUUCAUUGACGAUUAUUUUUUCUUACACUGGAGUCGUUAUAAUCUAUUUUUUGCUGCUUCAUAAAUGUACCGUAGCAUGCCCCGCGUUGCAUAUUUGCACUGUGGGUGAGCGGAGAGGAAAAGCAGGCGACUGAGUUGUGAACGUUAUUUUCGUCCCAUAUCGAUAGGCAGACGCGGAACUCUUCAGCUUAAUCCGACGUGUUUCAUUUUCUUUCCCCCGAUAUCGCAGUGAUCUUGAGAACGCAAAUUAUUCAGGAAUCUGUAGUGUGCUCAAGAUUAUUAUCACAUUGCAGGGAACAGAAGGGCUAGCAUUGUCAGCAAAUGCACGAUCACCCAGCUGAAACAAAUCUGUAACCACUUACCCUUUACUUGUUCUGAAGGGACAUUUUCCACAGCGCGGCUAUUUCAAGAGAUCAAAAUAUGCGUUUUAAUAAAAGCGCAGAAACACAUUAAUGAAAUGAAGCGAGCCUAUAGAGUGUAAUGUUGCUUUGAAAAUCCUAUACACAGAACAGACAGAGGGUGAGGGUUUCUUUAGGAAGCACACAGUGAAUUGGACUCUUGGUGUCUUUCAGAUCAUCCGAUCAAAAGUAGUGCCUAUUUUGAUGGUCAUUCCGAUCUAUUUUCGUUUUAUUCAUUGUUUAGAGUUGUGGAUCUGUCAGAGUUGCUGUUUGUGAAUGCAGUAUCUUUAUCAAGUGUGCCUGUGAGCCAGAUCUGUGCUACAUUACUACCUACUGUUAUUCUGUACUCAGUGAAGCACUUUGUAAAUGGGCUAAAUUUGCCCAAAAAAAUUGGUUUGGCACAGAUUGGUUUACAAAUUCCAAAAAUACACUUUUUUCAGAGGGGGAUCACUUUCACUGAACAAAAAUACUGGCCUAUUAAGACACGGGAGAGGUGUGAUUAGUUCAGUACUGUACGUAAAGCCUCUGCCUCUGCAUUCAUUUCGAAGCAAACAAACAGGUUCAAAGCGUUCUCUAAUAGUAUGGCUGAGGGUUUGGGUGCCAGGCAACCGAGAAAAAAAAAGGCUGGCAAUCAGAAAUGGCAUCAUACAGGAAGUGGCAUCAUACAGGAAGUGAAUCAUGCCAGCCUGCUCACUCCACUGAGCAUAAUUCAUACUUUUUUUUUUUUUGUUAUCUCAAUAGAAAAUCAAAAUUUCAUGAGACUAUACACAUACAGUAUUUGUAAACUUGUGAAAACAUGUGAAGGUAACCUCAGUGUAUCAUGGAUAUAUCGUUUUGCUGCACUGUGAGUUUUGAACCUGUGGUUCAACUGUCAAUGUCAUCAAAACGGCACUGUCCAUUCUUUCUGAAAGCGUCAUGGAUCAAGUUCGCACGAGGUGAGGGCCCCUGUCAGUGUUGUACACGAUUUCGGAGGUGGUUUGAAUCCGUUCAAGCACAAGGGGGCUUGUAGGCGUUCUGCUGUUUGUUCAGAACUCUGUUUAAGAAUUCCUAAGCUCGGUUUUCCCAAGUGCUCCUGGAGUCAUAUCCUAAGUACAAUCAGUGUCUUUCAAAUUUUCCCCAUCCUCACUAAGAUUUCAGGCCAAUACAGCUAUCAAGGCCCAGGGCUACAGCAGAACAAAAAUGGCUCCUACAUUCGUAGAGCAUACAGUGUGUCACCAAGACAAUGACUUUGCUGUGAUGCACAGGAGGCCAGCAGGAUUCCCACUGGCUCUUUGGUGGCUCUGAACCCUGGUGAUGCACUUGAAUCGUCAUGCUUUCACACGGCAGCAAGACAGAGUGCAGGGCAGGGAUACCCAAACCUGGCCCUCGAGGCCAGCAGUACUGCUGGUUUUCUCUUCUGAUAGUCCGUAGUCCAAUAAUGCCACUGAUUGGUCAGAGAUCACACUCAUCCGGUGUCCCAGGGUUAAAUCAGUCCCUGAUUGGAGGGGAGGAAUGAAAACCAGAAGUACUGCUGGCACUGAGGACCAGAUUUGAAUAUUCCUGGUUUAGGGUAUAGAGUGCAGGUCAGGAAUAGGUUGCACAGUCACCCAGACAGAUGUGUAAGGUGAAGGUUUGAAUGUUUCCUCUCUCCUCUGGACGUUUACACUUUUUCUGUUACUUUGUUCAUUACUGUACGUGAACUGGGCCACCACGGAAAACCUUGGGAAGUGCACAUUUCGAUAGAGGUAGCAUAGCGCAAGCGGGUAUAACAAAAAAAACGUUUCUUUCCCAAAGUCUAGAACAUGACUUCCAUUGUUCAUUGUCCAAGCAGAGCUGAACGAGAAAUUUGCUUUAUGCAUUAUGCUCCAUCUUUAAAACACGACAUUAACAAAUUAAAAACUGCAAAGAAUAAAAAGGUGUAAAGAUAUGCCAUAUAUAUUGUAAUUACAAUGUUACACUGUACCAGUUCAAACUGUAAUAUGUGAAUUCUUAUUUUUUUGGUUUUUGAAAUGUAAUUUUUUUUUUUUUUUAAUUUAAAAAAUUUAAAUCAGUA
This is a messenger RNA of Anguilla rostrata (American eel), 5861 nucleotides long. RefSeq names its product C-Jun-amino-terminal kinase-interacting protein 1-like. Bases 236 to 2323 code for a protein of 695 amino acids. Gene Ontology annotation, biological process: JNK cascade; regulation of JNK cascade. The transcript is spliced from 12 exons. The record is from RefSeq and is a predicted model, not a curated record. Gene Ontology annotation, molecular function: JUN kinase binding; MAP kinase scaffold activity. NCBI's taxonomy places the organism in Eukaryota, Metazoa, Chordata, Actinopteri, Anguilliformes, Anguillidae. Gene Ontology annotation, cellular component: cytoplasm.